GGGGCAGGCGGGUCAGAGGAGAUCCCCGAGGGGGCGGGGGGCCCCGGCCAUGGGCACCCAGGUGCUGCAGAUCCUGCGCCAGGGCGUGUGGGCCUCCCUGACGGGCGGCUGGUUCUUCGACCCGCACCAGAGCACCUUCUCCAACUGCUUCCACCUCUACGCCUGGCUCUUCUUGCUCGUCCUCCCCUUCCUGCUCUACAUGGUGCUGCCCCCCAGCAGGCUGGUGGCCGGUAUGUACUGUGCUGUGGUCGGCGUCUUCUUCACCAUCAUCAAGACUGUCAACUACCGGCUGCACACCAUGUUCGACCAGGGCGAGAUCGUGGAGAAAGGAGGCGCUGUGCUGCCCGACGGGGCCAAGGCCGAGGAGGGGGAUGCGGGCGAUGAUGGCAACAUGCCCAGGGACCCGGGUGGGAGUGUUGAGAUGACGGUGUUCAGGAAGGCCAGCUCCACACCGCCCGUGCGCUGUAGCUCCCAGCACUCCGUCUUCGGCUUCAACCAAGUCAUGGAGCUGCUGCCCCACCUGGAAGAUGCUGGAGCCCGACGAGACAUCAAGGAGCUGGUGAGGGCCCAGGGGAGCAACAACGUCAUCGUCACCUCGGCCGACCGCGCACUGCUAAAGCGCCGCCAGCAAGAUGACCCCAUUGGUGACUCCCCCCCCGAUGGCCUGCCUGGGGGUCCCUCCGGCAACUCACCCCCUACCCCUGCACCUCCGGACCCUCUUCUCCAGCCCCUCCCUCCAGCCCCUUCCUCAGUGCCCAGCACAGACUCCUCGGAGCCCUCCCCAGGGAGCCGCUGGACAGGCGAGAGCCCCAUCGAGGCUCCCCCCAGCCCCCUGCUGCCUGGUGGCCUGAGCCAAAGUUUCCUGAGCCUGGCACUGCCCGGAGGACCCCGCUACCGGCCCCUGGAGGGGCCGGGCCCCGAGCACCCUCCUCCCCCACAGGCCGGCUCCUCUGACAGCUGCUUCAGUGGCACUGACAAGGAGACGCCCAGCACCCGCAGCAGCUACCGCAGCGAGCAGACCCACUCCACCCAGCUGGACAGCCCCCCUGGGCGGGUCCCAGCACCCCCCGCUGGCAGCGACACGGAGCCCCCCUCGGACGGAGACCUGCCCCGCUCCCCUCCACCGCCGGCUGAGCCCGUGGUGAGGCCCAAGGAGCUGGCCUUGCGGCGGGGAAAACCAAGCGGACGCCGGCGCCGGAGACCUGGAGGCCGGAGCCUGGAGCCUGGAGGGGCGUUCACAGAGGACGAGGACUCCAGUGAGGGCAGUGAGGACUCCAGCCUGCGCUCCCAGCGCCCCUAUAGCUCUGACAGCUCCUCUUCCACCUCCGAGAGCUCUGAUCCCAACCUCUGGCUCAUCCCUUGUCUCCCUACAGCAGGGCCAGGUGGGGAUGAGAGCCGGCGGGAGAGAGCCAGCAGUGUGCGGCGCUCCCAGGCCAUGCGGCGGCGGCACAACGCAGGCAGCAACCCCACACCCCCCUCCUCCGUCAUGGGGUCGCCACCCAGCCUGCAGGGCCUGCACCGGGGCCUGGCAGCCUCUCAUGGGCGGGCACUGACGCUGCCCUCGGCCCUGCAGUUCGCCAGCUCGCUGCUGCUGCCACGCGGUGCUAUCCACGAGGCCUGCACCUUUGACGACACUUCUGAGGGUGCCGUACACUACUUCUAUGACGAGAGCGGCGUGCGGCGCUCCUACACCUUUGGCCUGGCAGGUGGCGGGUACGAGAACCCCAUGGGGCAGCAGGUUGGUGCCGAGCACACGGGGAACAGCGCUUGGGACCGGCACUCGCACUCAUCCAGCUUCAACUCAACGGAGGUGGCCGAGGGUGGGGGGCCCGGCCUGGCUCUGCUCCAGCCCCGGCCUGUGGUGCUCCAGGGGAUGCAGGUGCGGCGCGUCCCUCUGGAGAUCCCCGAGUUCGACCUGCUGGACCAGGAGUCUCUGCACGAGUCGCAGGAGCACGCGCUGAUGAUGGAGGGGCGCGGCCGCCCCCGGCACUGCUACAAGUACUGGCUACUGCCUGGGCGUUGGGUGCGGGUGCGCUACGACCGCCUUGCCCUGCUGGCCCUGCUCGACCGGCACCGGGGCGUGAUGGAGAACAUCUUUGUGGUCGCUCUGGUGGUCCUGGUGGCCUUUCUGGGCUACCUGCUGCUGCUUCAGGGCUUCUUCAGGGACAUCUGGGUCUUCCAGUUCUGCGUGGUCAUCGCUAGCUGCCAGUACUCGCUGCUCAAGAGUGUCCAGCCUGACGCCGCAUCUCCCAUGCAUGGUCACAACUGGAUCAUUGCCUAUAGCCGUCCUGUCUACUUCUGCGUGGCCUGUAUUGUCAUCUGGGGGCUGGACUUGUGCGCCCGUGCCCCACCCCUGCCCCCUGCUACCCUCUACGGCCUGGCCCUCUUCUCCCCUGGCUUCUUCCAGGCUGCCCGUGAUGCCACCACUGUUUUCACCCUCUGUUUUCCCAUCGUCUUCCUUCUUGGGCUCCUGCCCCAGGUCAACACUUGCCUCAUGUACGUCCUGGAGCAGCUGGACAUGCACCUCUUCGGGGGCACGGCUGCCACCAGCCCCCUCUCAGCCCUGUAUAGCCUCCUGCGCAGUCUCCUUGUCGCCACCUUCCUCUACGGAUUCUGCCUCGGCGCCAUCAAGGUGCCGUGGAGUGACCAGCAUGUGCCCGUCCUGUUCUCUGUGUUCUGUGGUCUCUUGGUCGCCCUCUGCUACCACCUCAGCCGCCAGAGCAGUGACCCCACCGUGCUCUGGUCCCUGGUCCGUGCCAAGCUGUUCCCGGAGUUCGAGAACCGCAGCCCCGAGAGCCCCCCCGGCGUGCAGGACCCCCUGCCCGAGAAGCUGCGCAGCUCCCUGCGGGAGAUCCUCUACUCGGACCUGGUGAUGUGCGUGGUCAUCGCUGUGCUCACCUUCGCCAUCAGUGCUAGCACUGUCUUCAUCGCCCUCAAGUCGGUGCUGGGCUACGUGCUGUAUGCCCUGGCCGGGCUGGUCGGCUUCCUCGCCCACUACCUGCUGCCCCAGCUCCGCAAGCAGCUGCCCUGGGUCUGCCUCGCCGUGCCGGUGCUGAAGCCCCAUGAGUACAGCCAGUUCGAAGUGCGCGGUGCGGCCCAGCUGAUGUGGUUCGAGAAGCUGUACGUCUGGCUGCAGUGUGCGGAGAAGUAUGCGCUGUACCCGGCUGUGGUCCUCUACGCUCUCACCCUGGACGCCCAGGCUGCCAGCGCCCCCCAGCCCGGCACCCCCUGCCUCUACUGCCGUGCCCUGCUGCUGACCGUGGCAGGGAUGAAGCUUCUGCGCGGGGCGUUCUGCUGCCCCCCCCAACAGUGCGGGACCCUCUGCCUCACCGUCCUCUUCUUCCGCUUCGACUGUCCCCGCUGCUCUGAGGGCUUCGUGCUCGACUACUUUCUCAUGUCCAUCGUCUGCAGCAAGCUGUGGGACUUGCUGUACAAGCUGCGCUUCGUGCUCACCUACAUCGCGCCCUGGCAGAUCACCUGGGGCUCUGCCUUCCACGCCUUCGCCCAGCCCUUUGCCGUGCCCCACUCGGCCAUGCUGUUUGUGCAAGCUGCGCUGGCUGCCAUCUUCUCGGCCCCGCUGACGCCCCUGCUGGGCAGCGCUGUCUUCCUCAUGUCCUACGCGCGGCCCCUCAAGUUCUGGGAACGCGACUACAACACAAAGAGGGUCGACCACUCCAAUACCCGCCUGGCCACCCAGCUGGACCGUAACCCUGGGGCGGAUGACAACAACCUGAAUUCCAUCUUCUACGAGCACCUGACGCGGUCGCUGCAGCAGACACUGUGCGGGGACCUGCUGCUGGGGCGGUGGGGCAACUACGUGGCCGGUGACUGCUUCAUCCUAGCCUCUGACUACCUCAAUGCCCUGGUGCACCUCAUCGAGAUUGGCAACGGGCUCGUCACCUUCCAGCUGCGUGGCCUCGAGUUCCGCGGCACAUACUGCCAGCAGCGGGAGGUGGAGGCCAUCACGGAGGGGGUGGAGGAGGACGAGGGCUGCUGCUGCUGCGAGCCAGGGCACCUGCCCCACGUGCUGUCCUUUAACGCGGCCUUCGGGCAGCGCUGGCUGGCCUGGGAGGUGGCCGCCACCAAGUACGUGCUGGAGGGCUACAGCAUCAGCGACAACAACGCUGCCUCCAUGCUGCAGGUCUAUGACCUCCGCAAGGUCCUCAUCACCUACUACGUCAAGAGCAUCAUCUACUACGUGACGCGGUCGCCCAAGCAGCAGGACUGGCUGCGGCACGAGGGCAUCCGUGAGGGGCUGCGCGGCGCCGUGGCGCCCGGCUAUGUCGAUACCGACCCCACCUUCAACCCCAACAUCGAUGAGGACUACGAUGAACGCGCGGCCGGCCUCACGCUGCCCGCCUUCCGCCACGCGCACCUGGCCUGGAUCCAGCACUGCGCCGCCCAGUGCCCCACGCCCAUGGACAAGGAGUGGGACUCUCCGUUGGUCACUCUCUGCUUUGGGCUGUGUGUGCUGGGCCGCCGGGCUCUGGGCACUGCCUCUCACAGCAUGUCGGCCAGCCUGGAGCCCUUCCUAUACGGCCUCCAUGCCCUGUUCAAGGGGGACUUCCGCAUCACCUCCCCCCGUGACGAGUGGGUUUUCGCCGACAUGGACUUGCUGCACCGCGUCGUGGCGCCCGGCGUGCGCAUGGCCCUCAAGCUGCACCAGGACCAUUUCACGUCACCAGACGAGUACGAGGAUCCGGCCGUGCUGUACGAGGCCAUUGCAGGGCACGAGCAGCGCCUAGUGAUCUCGCAUGAGGGUGACCCGGCCUGGCGUGGUGCCAUCCUGGCCAACGCGCCCGCUUUGCUGGCCCUGCGCCACGUGCUGGACGAUGCCGCCGAUGAGUACAAGGUGGUGACUUUGCACCGCCGCCACCUCGGCUUCCGCGUCAUCAAGGUGAACCGGGAGUGCGUGCGGGGGCUGUGGGCCGGGCAGCAGCAGGAGCUGGUUUUCCUGCGCAACCGCAACCCGGAGCGCGGCAGCAUCCAGAACGCCAAGCAGGCGCUGCGCAACAUGGUGAACUCCUCGUGCGACCAGCCCGUGGGCUACCCCAUCUACGUCUCGCCCCUCACCACCUCCUACGCCGGCCCCCACGCCCAGCUGCGCCGCCUGGCCGGGCCCCCGCCCAGCCCCCGCGCCAUCGCCGACUGCCUGCUGCGCACCUGGCACCGGUGGGUGCGGGCAGCACCGCGCUGGGGGGGGAUGAGGGGCAGCUGGGUGCAGGGGGUGCGGGCAGCACCGCGCUGGGGGGGUAUGAGGGGCAGCUGGGUGCAGGGGAAGGCGGCCUGA
Molecule: messenger RNA, 5290 nt
Organism: Alligator sinensis (Chinese alligator)
Lineage: Eukaryota; Metazoa; Chordata; Crocodylia; Alligatoridae
Gene: PCNX3
Product: pecanex homolog 3
Exons: 32
Coding region: 50-5290 (1746 amino acids)
Cellular component (GO): membrane
Source: RefSeq, a predicted model, not a curated record